GGCAGCAGUACAUAACCUAGCAACCGUUUUGCUUGCCAGUUACGAGACAACAUUUAAAAUAACUAGAGGCCUGACGGGUAUAGAUGGUCAGGUAUUUGUGCCUAGUGGAGCUGCCCUUAAGAUGAAUAGUGGUCGGACUACUCGGACAGUUUCAGGGCUGCAUAGCAAGCAGCGCCAAUCUCACAAUGUGAGGCAUGCCAUCUUUACAAUGAAGCGCCCGAUGGUCUUCCAGGUGCGUAAAUCUCUGGUGGAGUAUUUGGACGAGGAGCUGCUGAAUAUGAACACGUCGGUGUUCUAUCAGCGUAUCUUCAUACUGGCCAAGAAUGUGGAUCCAAUGAGCGAAACUGUGGCGGAGCAAGCACAAAACAAUGCCGAAGCUGUUUCCCAAAAUGCGAACACAGAUGCGGGAUCUAAUCGUGCUGCUGAGGAAGAAGAUCACUAUUCGGAGAUGGCCACGGAGGAAGAUUCGGACGAACUCCAGGAUGCCGGUCAGCUCAAUAAAUUGUCUGUUACAAUUAAUGAGGGAAGCAAUAAGGAAACGGUGACACGCACUUUCCGAUUUUAUGGCAAUGAUGAUGUACAAGAGGAGGCAGAGCCAGAGGAACCAGAGCCUGAACCGCAAGCACCUCAACAGCCAAAGGACAUAUUCACUCAAUUUACCGAUAUGCUACAGGAGCUGCAUGCAAAAUGUCGGGAGUUAGCCUACUCACCUGAUCCCCUGUGCGGACUGGUUCUCUACAUGAAUGAAUACACCAUGAUGAUGCUGGAGAGCUCCGAAGAUAUGAUAGGCAUCUUCUGCGAGGCGCUGCUGAGCUCCAUUUCUGAUUAUUGGCAAAAUCAUCGUGUCUUCCAUAUCGAGGAUCACAUCAAAGAGCUGUAUACAAAAGAACUGCUGUUUAGGCGCAUACCAGCUGCUUUUCUCAACGAAAAGUUUCCGCCGUCGACGCCCACGGACGAGUACCUGAUGGGCAAACAGCAUCUGAUCAUCAAGGACAAACUAUUCACCAUAUGCACACUGAUUGGCGAAAGUAUGCAUCCAAUCAAAUCCGAGUCAUCCCAACAAGAGACGCCUGUGCAAGAGGCGACUGGGACAUUCGAAAUUGAAGGUGGAAGCGAAGAGACCAAUCAACCACAGAGACGUUCGCUCAGUCAAUUGGAACGCAUAACUGUCGCCGUCUCAGAUACAUUGCCAGCGGAUAUCUUUCGAAAAUGGCUGCCGGAAAUGCAGCGCAUAGAACUGGUCUUGUCCUCGACCCGCUUCUACUAUACGCUCGAAGAGUUCUGUGGUGUGUAUGGCAAGGUGCCAUUUAGACGUGACGAUGAUGGCUUCUUCUGGCCCAUACAGAUCAACUAUACACCGGGUCAAAUCUUCCGACGUACACCGUAUGAUAUUAAUUUGACCUUUACGGAAUAUGCGGCCGAAAUGAAUCGGCGCCUGCAGGAGGACCACAAGGCUGAGAUGGAUGCGGCUGCUGAAGCUGAGGCAAGCGCCUUGGCACAGGCGGAGACACAUGACAAGCCGCAGAAGCCAGCAAAGGAGGAGGAGGAGCCCGACGAAUAAUAUUCACAUGUUAUUAGUUUAAUACUUCGUUUUGUUCGUAGUUGCAUGAAAUUUCGCUCAGUGUAGGCAUCAACAUUCGAAAUUAUCAACACGCAGUUGAUGUCGCUGUGUUAUCUACCAAAACUCGCGUUCGGUUACAAUAUUUUCGCCUUCGUGCACAUGACUGCAUUCAAUGUAUAGACGGUGGGAGGCCGCACUGAAAGGUAGCGGUGCGGUGGUGUGGUGUGGUGGCUUGGCUGAGCUAUAGCUCCUGGCUCGUGGCUCGUGGCCCGUGGCUGCGGCUGUAAACGCUGCUUACUUGUUUUGGUUUGCCACUUGAAUGGCUCGACUCUGUUAACAUAAACAUAAAUUUGUGCACAUCCUUAAGAAGACGACACACAUGCACAUUAAUAUACAUGCUUUUGUGUGCGUGUGUGUGGGCUGCGGAGAGGGGUUUUGGGCUUUUAACAUAAACCGCAACAGACGCCAGCUGUCAGUUGUAAUACCGUUAGCUUGCAGCUGUCAAAAGCUGUUGCUGUCAUUUUAAGUCACUUGACAGUUCACACACAUACACAGGCACACACAUACACUUUCACCAUACACACAUAAUUAUAGCUGCUCAGAAACUGGCUUUGACUGCAAAAGAUAGGAUUUGCUGAAAUUCAGCUUAAAGCCAGUUGGGAUUGGCUUUGAAAUUCACAGUUCACUUUUGGCAAAAGUAUUUGGAAAACACAUUUGUAUAUGAGAUUAGUUGGCUUAGCCUUUCGGCUGCAAAUAUGAAAUAAAGCGUGAAAUGAAAUGAAAAGCGUGUUUAGAAAUUGAGCUAAAAAGUUAAUUAAACUUCUAGGUGAACAGCAAGUUGUUUGACACGCACACGAGCUGCCAGUCGACUGCUGCAGGACAUGCGCUGACAAGGACACAAUUCAAUCAAGCGCCACAGCAGCAGCAAUAGUAGCAGUAGCAGCAGCAGCAGCAACAGCAACGAGUGUCGGCGCAUAAACAAGGACAUUGCACUCCAGGGUGCUCGCUCAGCGCAAGAGAUGAAGAGGAUGGCCGUGUGUGUGUGCGGCAGCGAGAGCAAAGCCAAACAUUUGCCACUGCAGUUUUCAUAAACUGCCAGGCAACAGCAACAACAGCAGCAACAGCAGCAGCAACAGCUACAUGGCACAGCAGAGACAAUGGCGAUAAGCCGCUGCAGUCCAGAGUGAAAGGACGAAAGUGCAUGUUGCCACCAUGUGGCCCACAACUUGAGGCGCAAACUCAUAAAUUACAAGAGUAGAGCCAGAAAAAAGCAGCUCAAAUGACUUUUGGCUGUUGGUGUGAACGUGUAUAUGGGCGUGUGUGUCUAUGUGGCUGUGUCCAAAAGUGAAACAGUUUGCAGCAGUCACUUUAGGGGCGCUUGGGCGUGGCCAAGUUUAGCGCAGCGUUGGCCAUGCGAGCCAUGUUGUCUGGCACGCCAAAGGCCAGGCAUAAUUCGAGCCAAACUCAAUUUGUUUGUAAUGUUUUAGACAACAGCAACGUCAGCUACAACAACAACUAAAUUAUAUA
Drosophila hydei is the source of this 3088-nucleotide messenger RNA. RefSeq lists its product as uncharacterized. Lineage: Eukaryota; Metazoa; Arthropoda; Insecta; Diptera; Drosophilidae. The coding region runs from base 122 to 1561 and encodes 479 amino acids. The record is from RefSeq and is a predicted model, not a curated record. The transcript is spliced from 2 exons.